Messenger RNA from Prunus dulcis (almond), 417 nucleotides. RefSeq lists its product as uncharacterized. The transcript has a single exon. The record is from RefSeq and is a predicted model, not a curated record. The coding region runs from base 1 to 417 and encodes 138 amino acids. Lineage: Eukaryota; Viridiplantae; Streptophyta; Magnoliopsida; Rosales; Rosaceae.
AUGGGAAACUGUUUGAGGCGUGAUUCGGCCACGGUAUGGGCCGGCGACGACGACGACUGGGUCGACAUUAGUUCUCAGUUGCAGGUGCAGCCUUGUGAUGAUUGUAAUAAUAGUAAUAAUAAUAAGAAGAAGAAGGCUUACAACCACUUGGUCGAAAAGCAGAGGCUUCUUGGUGAGAUAAUAUCAUCAGCUUCAACAUCUUCAACUUCAACUAAUGGAGAUCAGGUGAAGAUCAAGAUUACUAAGAAGGAGCUGGAUAAGUUGGUGCAUGGAGGAAACCUGCAAGGUCUUUCGUCUGUCGAACAACUCUUAGAUCACCUCUUGACGAUGAACGGCCCUGAUGACGAUCAGAACUUCUAUGAGAUGGAUCAUCAACGGCCCUGGAGGCCAGUCCUCCAAACUAUUCCAGAGUAUUAA